CCGCGGAAAUCGGUUGAAAUGUUCAACUAAUUCCAAGCACUGGUGUGGAAUAUCAUAAAUAACUUAAUAUUACUGAAUUAUCAUAAUUGAAUUAAACUCUUACUUGUGGUACAUCCCGGCCAUUAUUAUUAUAUCUCACUGAUGAAUUGUGUGAGAGUUUCGUUCGAAAGUUCAUAUGUUUGUAAAAUUGAAGAAAAAGAACAUCAAUAUCGUUCUAGGUAAUAAGUACUUGCCUCCGCAAAUCAUAUAAUUCAGACAUAAACUAUCGUUCGGCGAUGAAUAGUGACUAAUAUAUGAGAAAAAAAUAGCAGCAUUACAUAAGAUAAAUCCAAAUCUUUAUAUCAAAUUAGAAGAAAAUACUUUGGAAAUGAAAAAUUUAAUAAAAAAUUUCUAGAUUUGCUUGUAUUCUUCUUGUUCUUUUCUUGAGAUUCCUAACAUAUGUACUAGUAUGGACAAUAACUUAACGAUCUAGCACCUUAUAAAAACCUCAGAAAUUAAUAAAUAUACGAUAAAGAAUAAGAUAAGAAACAAUUGUAUUAGAAUAUAGAAAAAAAAAUCAUAGAAACAAUUAAUAAUUAAUAAUUACAAUUAAUAAUUACAAUUAAGGCAGACAAAGUUUUAGAAAGCAUGGGACAUGUUAGCUAAUUAAAGAAUUAAUAAACUCAGCAUAUUUGCUAAUAUUAGGCGUUAUUUGUCUUGUCUUGUCUUCAUAAACAACUGAUCUGCGGUUUACUUAUUCCGGUCAGAGGAUACCACGAUAAAGUUUAUCAUUGCCUCGGUAUAUACUCUUUUGCUCUGAUUCACGUUGCAUUGUGUAGUAAUCAACCUUCACCAGUAGCACACAAACUGUGGUAUUAAUAUAAUAAGCAGUAUCAACAUUACGUUAACAUUAAGUUUGCAGAAGGCGCGUAGUGUUAUGUGCCGCAACUUUUAGUUUCUUCAAUUAUUCUGUUUAUUCGAACCUUUUUUAUCUUUACUUCUUUUUGACCCUAAACACGUGACUCUUCAAUAACUGCAACAAACAUGGAUUAACCUACCCACACAGCAGGAUCUCCAGAAAGAGUUCAAAAAGUAUUCUCUUUUUUGAAUUCUUUAUGAUCUGCUAAAAUGAUUACAAAAAAUGGUCUAAAAGUGCUCUUUUCUGAGUUCUUUAACAGUAAAUCAAAAAGAGCUCACUGUAAACUUAUAUUUCUAACACAAAAUAGUUCUUCAUAAUCAGCUCAUUUUGACAUCAUAUAAUAUGAUGCGUGAAAACAAAAAACACGCAUCACCCAACCUGACUCGGCUGGAUUCUUGUUGGUCAUCUAUAUAUUGUUCGUCGAUUAUUCUCUUUGUUAUUUAUAUUUACCCACAAAGUACUUUCCAAGUCUCGCAGUUCGCAGUGCAUAAAAAACACGCAGUGUGUGAAAUUGUUCCUGGUACAACGUUCUCUGACGGAAUUUUUCACGUAAUUUUUUGAGGUUAUAUGCAUAAAAAGCUCUUAUGAUGAAAUCAAAAUGAACUCAGAAGUCGACGCAUUCGGGUACAUUAUGAGCACGUUCUAACCACCUUCUGAUCUAAAUUUAUCAACUCAGAAAAAUUUUUGGAACUCUUUAGGAGUAUUAUAUGAGGUCAUCAUGCUGUCUGGAUAAACACUGUUCCUGUGUCUAUCGCGUAUUUUCUCUUCGAUAAAACCUCCUCCUUCCAAUAAACAUUCCACCGCUACGAUUAUCCUAGAGCACUUUAAACAAAGAUCCUUCUCGCCUGUUCAGUUCUCGAUCAAAGCUCGAACCAGCAACACUGAAUAAAGACUUUCCACAAACGCGUCCCGACUUAUUCUAAAUAAUCUAUUACGUAGCUAUACGAUCGUAACAGUAGAUCACAUUUCCGCAACUCAACAACAUUUAUUCUUUCACUGAACAAGUGGAUUAAUGUGCGAAAAAUCGCGAGAUGGAAAGAAUGGACGACAAGACAGACAGCAGGAUGGACGACAUAUCCACUGUCAUUACCGAGCUAGAGAUGAUCGAAGAUGUUGUGGUGAAAGAUCCUACAUCGAUUAAAGAAGAGGUAAACGAGGAUGCUGCGAAUAAAGAGUCCAUGGACACAACGGACAAGAGGAACCCGAAUUACAAUGCAAGGCAGGCGAGCACCUUCGCGGCCAAGAAAACUGUGGCACAGGGCAUGAUGGAUGUCGCGCUCAUAACGGCUAAUGCAAAUCAAUUGAGAUAUCUUAUUGAAUAUCAGCGAAACAGCCCGAUGUUUUACGUUGUUAUGAUUCUGAUUAUCAUCAGUCUGUUAUUACAGAUCGCUGUUGGUAUCAGUUUAAUUUUUAAAGGCCGAUUUGAUAUAAAGGGAAAGUCGAAAUCUGUCAACGCUCAGAGAAUCAACAAUUACGUCGUAGUAGCAGUCUUUCUUAUAACGAUUAUUAAUGUAUUCAUAGCUGCGUUUAGUAUUACUCCGAAUGUACUUCCGUCACUGACUUCUAACAUUAGGACAUAAAUACCAUCUCAUCAAACAUGACGAAUUACACCUGUUAACAUCAUUAUCAUUCGUCAUUCUUUAUUAUCAGUAAGAUAUACUAAACGAAACUAAGUUUAUGAUCUAUAUUUAUGCUGUUUUGAUAUAAGUGAUACUAUAAUAGGAUCUUUUGUGACUUUUUCCACCUAAACUUAAUUCACUAUACGUACUCAUUAAAAUUAUAAUUAAAAAAACACGGCUGGUUUUAGGACGUCGUGCAAAAUAGCAUUCCUUGUAAAUAAUUAAAAUCUACAUAAGAUACUAAGAUUUCAUUUAUUAUAUAACAUAAUAUAUAUAAUAUAAUGAAUG
Linepithema humile (Argentine ant) is the source of this 2805-nucleotide messenger RNA. The record is from RefSeq and is a predicted model, not a curated record. NCBI's taxonomy places the organism in Eukaryota, Metazoa, Arthropoda, Insecta, Hymenoptera, Formicidae.